AUGGCGCCGCACACGAGCUACGCGCCUGUCGGCGGUAUGGAGUACGAGGAGCCAGUGUCGAGGACUUAUCAGUACAGAAAGGUGAUGAAGCCGAUGCUGGAGAGGAAGAGACGGGCAAGGAUCAAUCGUUGCUUGGACGAGCUGAAGGAUCUGAUGGUGACGGCGCUUCAAGCCGAAGGAGAGAACGUGGCUAAGUUGGAGAAGGCCGAUAUCUUGGAGCUGACUGUUCGUCAUCUUCACACGCUCAGAGCUGCCAGAAGACUGACUUUGACACCGGAGAACAGCUACGCGGAUCGAUUCAGAGAAGGAUUCACCCAGUGCGCGCAGGAAGUGUCCUCGUUUCUCUCCACUCCUGUCGCCGCUGCUGUUCAUCCUGCCGCUGGUGCACAGUUGAUGAGACACCUCGGUGGCUGUCUUCGACGACUCGAGGGACCGGCUAACAAUUCCGUCGCAAACACGAACACAGCGUCUACCACGGUGAACGCUGUUGGAAAAACGACACCAGCUGUCAGUCCAGCGACAAACGUGAUGGUCAACGUGCCGCAGAACGUUUACACACCGCCCCAGAGUCCUGUCAGCGUGGCAAGUUCCUCCGGAGAGUCCAGCGAAUCGUCGAACGCUGUCUGGAGACCGUGGUGA
This is a messenger RNA of Habropoda laboriosa, 639 nucleotides long. RefSeq names its product enhancer of split mbeta protein-like. Gene Ontology annotation, cellular component: nucleus. Bases 1 to 639 code for a protein of 212 amino acids. Gene Ontology annotation, molecular function: protein dimerization activity; RNA polymerase II cis-regulatory region sequence-specific DNA binding; DNA-binding transcription factor activity, RNA polymerase II-specific. The transcript has a single exon. The record is from RefSeq and is a predicted model, not a curated record. Lineage: Eukaryota; Metazoa; Arthropoda; Insecta; Hymenoptera; Apidae. Gene Ontology annotation, biological process: regulation of transcription by RNA polymerase II; anterior/posterior pattern specification; regulation of neurogenesis.